AUUUCCGUCGCCGUUGUCUGUCGUGGUCGUCGUGACGUUCCCGCCGCCGUUCACUGGACAUUAUUGCGGCCCGCGACGAAAUGACGGGCCAGCGGUUAAUGCGAAAAGGUAAGCCGAACAAUUACAAUAAAAUAAUAUUACGCGUGUACAAUAACGACAGCGGCGUGCUGAACAUUUUUCAUACUCGAGGCGAGAAAUAGGACCCGCCCGAUCAAAACAUGGAUUUUUACGGAUGUCCUAUAAUUACAGCUGCAAAAACAUCAUUUAGCUAUAUUGACUACAUAAUAAUAUAGGCUAUCACAUCCGUACGUAGGUAUAUUAAUAAUAUAUAACAUACAAAACUAAAGGCAUCUCUGAUCUCUAAACUAGUCGAUCUCGAUCAACAUUAAACAUAUUUGGUCAUCCACUGACCCACCCAUUUUAGCCAUGAGACAAUCGCCUCGAAAAAACUUACUUCGGCACGCCAUUGAAUAACGAAAUUACGUGCGCACGAUUGUUCCUCUCUCCGAGUUACCGCGGCUACAAUAUUAUCGUGUCAAUUUUUCCGGGAAAAAAAAUAAUGAAUAUACGCGUUUUUAGUCACUGGUCAUUAUAAUAUAACGUAUUACGUACAUACGUGACAGUUUUUUUUGGAAAAAUAAAAAUUAAAAAAAAAAAGAGACAAAACCGCUGAUGGGUGUGCCGCUGUUGUCGGUGAUGGGGAGUUGAAAGGGUAUAUAGAGCAUAUAGCGAGUAUAAAUGUUUAUCUGUACACGCGACGAUAAAUCGUUGCUAACGAAAUACGAUUCUGGGCGGAGUUCGGUUAGACACGUUUAAAAUGCCAUAAUUUUUACGAUUUCCGUCAAAACUUAAGCUUAAAAAAAACAUCUAAAUUACAUUAAAUAUAUUUGUUUUAUCGCUAAGUAAAACUUACGAUAAACUUCGUGUAAAAUAUUUGAACAUUUCUGUCCAAAAAAAUUUUAUCUAUAUAAAUACUAAAAAAAAAACAUCGAAUAUGUCAAACACCUAUAAAUAACUUAAAAAUCGUCAAAAAUUCAUAUUACUUACAGACUUCGUGUAAAAAUUGUGCCGUACUUCGGUUUUUUCAGUAAUUCAUCAGUAUGUUGUUAUAUAUUGUAUUGUGCGUUGUAUGCGUAUUUUCUACGUUUCUCUCUAAACAGUUAUUAAUGUUAUAAGUUAUUGAAGAAUCAAUUUCAUUUUUAACAUUCUGAAUGUUAGUUUUCUCCAUAACUUCUCUCAAUUUUUUAAUUAAAGUAUGCUUUGUUUUGCAAAUUUCUAUCGUGGUAUUCAUGAGACUAAAUACGCCACAAACAGAGACAUUUCCUAAACUCUGCAAAAUAUUCGAUUAUAAAUUCUUAAUUUGUUUUUAAAAUUAUAAAUAUUUACGAUUAUUAUGAAAUAAUAGUAUACUAAGUACAUUAAAUUAAACGAAUGAAAUUUUGUUACAAACAACUUUUAUUUACAAACCAUGUUUUUUUGUUUAUAUUAUCGAAAACCCCACACACUACGAUUCGGAACGACAAUUAGGUACACCGUGUUUAAUUUCAAGCUUCGGCAGAAAUUAAAACCUUAUAAAUAAUUAAACCCUUCGUGAUGUAAACUUUACCGUUUUUCCAAGGUUUUUUUUCUCCAAUUUACUCAAUUAUUGAGAAAACCACGAGGAAAAUUAAAUAAUAACCUUCCUAUAGUACUACAACUAGAUACAUUUUGCUUUCCAAAAAUAUGCUACAUUUGGAAAUCGGAAUUCUAAUUCCAAUACAUCGUUGUUAAAAGAUAUAUUAAACAAAAAAUUUAAAGUCACAAAUCACGGUAAAACCAACACAAUCCUAGUUGCACUCGGAAUAUAACAGAAAAAAAUAGAACUACACGGAGAUGAGAAGGUUUUUAAAUUAUACAUUAUAAUAUGAAGAAACGUUAGAUAAAUAUUGCCCAAAAUUCUACUAUAGGUAGUUACAGUUUACAGAUACAACAUACCUAACGAUUAUUUUUAAUCAUCAAACAAAUCGCAAAUCUCAAUCACUGAAGGACGGAUUAGUAUAAUGGCAUGUACCUAACUGUGUCCACUGGUAUACAUAUUAUAAAAGGGGCUCUUUUUAAUUUAAAAAAUUCAAACAAACAGAAUCAAAAAUAUUUCCCGAAAUGGAUCGAUUUGUUUUAAUAAAAAGGAUAGCGUAUGUAUGCAGAAUGAUCAACAUAACGUAAGAGUGUAAGACACUCAUUAAAAAGAAUUACUAAAGAAUUAGUUUUUUUCAUAAUUUGGGUUUUAGGGAUUAUUUGUAAGUAAUAAUAUCAGCUUUAAAACGUUACAUCAGCGUUAUUUUCUUGUGAAACCACAACCACUUUUAAUUUCCAAAAACGAUCUAUAUUCAAAAUUCCAUAAAUAGAUGACGGAUGAGUUUAAAUCAAUUAUGAUGUUCAAUAUUUUAUUUUCCGCCAACCUAUUGUUGAGAUAUCCACUUUUAAGUGUCGGCAGAGACUGAGUAUUGGAGCGUAACAUUUUGAAUUUGCUUGUUUCUUAUAGUAUUUAAAAAAAACAAAAUACGAAUAAAAUCAAAGAAUUAUUACUUUCCGAGAUAAUAAUUUUCUUACGUUAUGUGUUGAUCAUUAUGUAAACAUUGUAUUCACGUUUAUACCUGGAUAUUUUGUUAGGUAAAUUUUUUUCUGUAAAAUAUAUCAUUAGAUACUAAUAAUAAUGACACAGAUGUUUUCUAUCUAUUAUAAUAUUUAUUUAAUAAUAUCAUAGUUUUCUUUGACAACGUGAUUUUCUCGUGUUAACAACAAUCAAAUUUUAGGUUUCCAAUUUCCUCAAAAUUAUAAGUGUAAUAUAUGUAUAUAAUUAUGAAACCGUUGUCGAGUUAAUUAUAAUUUAAAAAGUAUAUGUCUGUUAGAUUUAAAAUUAUUAAUAAAUAAAUAAAAUAUAAAUUAAAAUAAUAAAUACAUUAAAUAAAUAAUUAAUUAAAAUUAAUUAUUAUAAUAAAUUAAAUUAUUAAUAAAUAAUAAAAAUAAAUAAAUACUUAUUAAACUUAAUAUAAAUUAAUGUUUAAAACAAUUUAUACGCAUUUGUUAUACCGAAUGUAAAUGUAAUAAUUAAAUUAAACACUAAACAAAAAAAGUGUACUAAUUAGUCGUAUUAUUAUUUGCAUUAUCUCAGCGAACACGCGCAAAAUUUUUUUUACAUCAGGUUGCUUUUUUUUAAUAAUUUUAUGAUAAAAACAUAAGGUAUAUAUGGUCUAAUAUCAUGUCUUUAGUAUUCCAACGCAAACUCGAGUAAUGCCAUUAAUAGUAUUUUAUUUAGAUAACAUUUUGUGGUUUUCGAAUUUGAGUGCAUAUUUUAUUGAUAACACUGUUGCUGAUAACUUCCGUUGCAAGUGAUAACAAAUUCGUUGGCAACACGCAUAGUAAACGAAAACCCAUCACGUCACUUUUCGAUAAAAUAAAAAAAAAAAAUGUAGGUAAUCCGUUUUAAAACUUCAAAACGUGAUUUUUGUUCAUUUUAAUUUUAUGCCUGAACAUAUUAUAGGACAAACAAAUUAAAAGUAAUUUAAAUAUUAUUUAAACACUUAAAUGCCAAUAAACUGUGCGAUAUAAUACCGCGGUUGUAUUUAAGUUUAUUAAGAAUUUAAUUUCGUUUCGUAGUAAGACUAAUAUAUACGAACUUUGAGAUAACAGGCAGUUUUAAAUACGUUUCUUAACGGAAACAUAAUAAUGAGACUCCGUAAAGAAAAGUACCGUAUAUGUUUACCGUAGGUUUUCGAAAAAUAAUUAAAAAAAUGGAUUCAUUUUUAUGUAAAUUUGAUUCAUUAUUAUAAAAUACAUUGUUCUAUAAUAGAUUCGCGAAAAAAAUGUACUAUAAUGCGAUAUGUUUGAUGUAUCCAUUUAAGUCCGUCUAUAUUUAGUGCCUACUACACUUGAUAUUUCGAAAAGUACGUGUACUUGGUUGAUGGAAAUAACAAAAUUUCGACAUCGAAAUUUAUUUAUUUAAAAAAUAAAAAAAUCUUCAUCUAUUUAUGCAAUUUUUAAUACAGGUUGCAGUAUAAAAAUAAAAAGUGGAUAGUGGUUUCACUCCGAACAAAUAAUGCUGACAAAUAAUAGCCGAAAUGUAACGUUUUAGAAUUGUUUGUUUUUAUAAUUUAUUGGAAAACAAAAAUUGCAAAAAAGGUAAAUACCUUUCGAAAUAUCAAGUGCGUCAUCACGCUUAAACGGAUCAUUUGAUGUAUUCGAAACGAUGGUGGGUAAUAAAAUUAAAGAUAUUUCGAAUCUAAUUAAAGAAUCUCGUGGUAAAUAAAAUUACAGUAAUAAUAUAUAUUUAAUUUUUUUUAAUUUGUUUUUUUAAUUCUAGUUAGAUACCCGCCUCUAAUUUUAAGUAAUUAUUCGAAAGUGUAUACAAUUGGCAUUACGUAUGUAGGUGUUUUGUUGUAUUUUAUUAUAGAUGUAAUAUGUACCCACAAUAAAAAGUUUCCUAAUCGGAAUAAUAUUAUUUUAUUAUUAUAACACUUUCGUCAUUUUGGUCGUUUAUUUUUUAUUAUGUAUCUCGAUAAAUAAUAUAAGAAAAAAAUCCGCCCAACAAACUUCAAAAAACUAAGAAUUCGUUAAAAAAUCCGUUAAAGAAUCAAAUAUAUACACACCGACGGUAUUUUAUAUUUUAUUUAUAGUUUAAACUAAAAAAAAAAAAAUAAAAUAAAAACGUUGAACUAUCGCGUGUUUAAAUUAGUAUUUUUUAUCGUCUCCUCCACUAACUAUAAUAACAGAUAAUUUAUAUAGCGUACGUAGUAUACAUUAUUGCACUGAAUACAAAAAAAAAAAAUUAAGCAACGUCGUAGUGGCAUUUUGUUAUUAUAAUAUUAUAAUGUUAAUGUACCAAUACAUAUUAUACUAUAAUAAUAAUAAACGAAUUGAUUAAGUAUAUGAGUACCCGUCGGCGUUUUAAAUUCGAGAAUAAACUAUAAGACGUGAGAACUAAUGAUAAAGGAUAAUUAGUAUUCGAUAAUUGUUACGUGUGCAUAAAAUAAUUGUAUGUUCAUUGUGUGUUAAAAAAACUAACGUUUUAUUGGUAAGACGAAAACAAGUUGUGAACAAAAAAAAAAAGAGUUGACACUGCGACACUGCCGACUGGUGCGGUUUUCGUCAAUUAUCUUGGGACACUGCCUUUAUUAUACACAUUUAUUUCGCAGGUCUAAAAAAAGUUAUACUAAAAGGGUGUACAUCAAUUGCAUCAGAUUAUCUUUACAUAACAAAAAUAAUAAAUUAAUUGUUAAAAAAACGGACACACUUUGCACGUAGGUGGGCCCCUGUUGUAGAUUGGAAGUUGGGAAGGUACAGCAUACAGACGGGAAUUCAACGCAUAUCUGUAAGCAACGAUUAACCAUUGCUAACGAAAACGCGAUUCUGAGCGGAGUUCAGUUGAUAGUUUUGCUCUGUCAACAAUAUAUAUGUAAUAUUAUGGUAAAAUAAUUACAAAUGCGUUCAACAUUUCUUGAACAAUAUUUUUUUUAAUAAUACCUACAUUUCGUACAUUUUCCUGUUUUUCCGGUUUUUCCGAUAUAUUGAGAAAAUCAAAAAACAACUUUCUUAAUGUACCACCUCAGUCAGAUUUCCUUUCAGAAAAAGGGCUACACUUAAAAAUUGGAGCAAUAUUUCUGGUAAAAAAGUAGUUCACAGAUGAAAAAAAAUAAUAAUAAUAAACUAAAAUAAACAUGUUAAAAGCUUUUUCGCUCCACUCAGAAUCUAAAACGGUUUCGAAUUAUGACUGUACAUAAUGUUAAUAUUGUUUGAGUUUUAUAUUUCCGAAAUUAAUACUUUUGGAAUAUUCCUUAUCAAUACCCAGCUAAUAUCAAAUAUUUUCUCGAAACUGCGAAAAUACGAACACGAGUGGCGAGCAAACAAAACGUUUAAAAACGCCGAAUAUUAUUAAAUAUUUAACCAUUAUUAACUUAUUGGUAAAUACGAAUUAGGUGUGUAAUUUCAGUCAAACGUACGUGGUUAAAAACUAAUUACGAUUAGUUUUAAAAUCAGGACGUUUAAAUUUAUUAACCAAAUUACGACUAUUAUAAUAGGGUUAGGGUUGUAAAUCGAAAGUUCCGAUGAAAUCCAUAGGAAUGAUGUGCCACUAUGGAUUUGGGGUAAAUUACACGCGAUGAGCGAUAACUUAAUCUUUAUAAUAUUAUGUACACACGGUGUUGUUUUGUUUUUAAUAAUUCUCAGUAAAUGUCUGCUUCAAGCUCAAAACUAAUAUUGUUGUAAUUAUGAUAUGACGUUAAGCAUUUUUUCCGUUAAUAUAUGAAACUUCUCCGGGUCGCAUAAACGGCAUGUUUUUAGCGGCACGUAUGACAAAAUUGCCGUUUAGGAAUAACGAGAAAGUUUACGUAAAUAAUGGUUUCAUUUUGUUUCGUUGUUGUAAUUCAGUUUAAAAUAUUCGUAGAGCCUUGACAUUUUAACAAAAACCUUAUAUUUGUCUUUUUAAAAAGUGUUAAAAUGUUCAAAACAUUUUGGCGAUUUUUAAGCUAUUUAUAAACAUUUCAAUUUUGCGAGUUUUUUUACGUAAUAUUUAUUCGAUAGUUAUUCUAUGGAUAAAAUUGUAAUAAUAAACAGAAAUAACGGAAAAUUUAACAUGAGGUUUAUUAUAUUAUGUUGAACUUAGUGUCAAAGAAAAAAGUAGUAAAAUUUAGUAAUUUUUUUUUUGUAAUUGUUUUAAGAACAAAUUUCGAAGAAAAUCGCAAUUAUUUCAAAUCAUGUAUAAAUGAACUUUGCUUAAAAUAAUUUUUCAUUAGCAAUGGUUUUUACAGAUAUAAAUUAAAUAACUUUAUGUAUCCUAGCUUCCCAACGUCCCACCAACAAUAAUGACGCACCCAUUAUCAGUAUCAGCUCUUUUUAUUUUAUUUGUUAUAUUAUUAUUUUCGAUAGCGGCCGGUAUGGUGAUAAUUUUAUGGUGUUUUACGAUGUCUUCGACGUGGCAAUCGAACUUUCGAAUACCGAAAUGGAUGCUUCACAUUCCCGACGAAAACCUGACAGAUGUACCGAAAACCUUGGUACAGCUAGAUAAACCCAUAUACUAUCCCAUAAGACUAUUUAUGCAAACUAUGUUCAGCUCACAGCGCCAACUAGACAAAUAUCGGAUGUUACAGGUUCGUAGCAGCAGCUAGUGUUCUAUCUAAUCGCGGCGUCCGUACGUACCCAUGCCUACGCGCUUAAUUAAUUUGUUGGUGUUUUUUGGACCACUAGAAAACCCAAAGACGAGUGUUAAAGUCUACCGAGUUCUUUUGUGAUACUAACGGUAUGAGAUCUCCAACUCGGCCAACAAGCGCACACAAAGUUAGACCUGGAGACGUGGAUAUCGUUGGCAGUAUCGGCGAUUCGUUAAUGGCAGGAACUGGGAGCCUGUCGAAUAUCUUACCGCAAUUGGCUGUCGAUCAUCGCGGAUUAUCGUGGACAUCCGGUACGAUUUUAUUUUAUUUCAAUCGUCAUAUUAUUAUAUUUAUUCGAGUAAAAUUGAAUCAAAAAACUCAAAAAAGAUAUAAUAAUAUACCAAGCGCAUUUUUUUACGUGAUCCAGCAAUUUUCUAUACGACGAUUUUGAUGAAUACCAAUUUUUGAUUUUUUUUUCUCUGUCAUUAUGCAGAAUCGUUUAAUGGUCUUAUGUAUAAUAUUUUGUUAAAAAUUAUACCCAAUUCCGUACACCAUAAAUUCAUUGAAAUUCAUUCAAAUCAAUUCAUUGAAAGGGAGAAAAGCUUAAGUCAUCUAAAAGUUAAACAGUAUACUUACGUGAAAAAUCACAUGAUUUCCUUAAUCAAGUCGAAGUAUUAUAAAUUAAUAUUAUUAUGUAUAGGUAAAAGUGAAAUAUGAACCAAAUACUUCAUAAUUAUUAAUAUAAAUUUUAAUUCCGAUAUUUAAAUAAUAAUUGUGACAUAUUUACGUGCAACGUAAUAACUACUGCAUUGUGACGUUCCAUUAGUAGAGUAUAAGUGAUUGUAUAAAUCACGAAACAGUUUCUGCUGAAUUGUGAAUAUUUCUUUGUUAAUACAAUUUAUUUACUCGAAACUUUUUAACAAUGUGCAGGUGGACAAGGUACGUGGAAAGAAUUUUUAACAAUACCAAACAUUUUGAAAGUCUUUAAUCCAAAACUAGUCGGUUAUUCGUACGGCGAUUCGUUAGCCGUACAAAGUUUUUCUCAAUUUAAUGUCGCCGAACCAGGCGCUAUGAGUAGAGACUUGCCGUUUAUGACAAAAGAAUUGGUGAAACGAAUCAAAGCGGAUAAAAGGGUUAAUCUAAACGAAGACUGGAAGGUAAAACAAUAAUAUAUCGCGUUUGAUUAAUGAAAAAGCGUGAAAAUGAUGAAAACUCUAUAAUAGUAAUAAAUACUAAAAAUUGAUUUAAACAUCGUUCAUAGCCUUCACACAUAUCGUUAUUUUAAUAUUAUAUAAACCAGUGUACUAUUUUAUUGUCGACAGUUGAUAUCCAUAAUGAUGGGCUCGAAUACAUUUUGUCUAGAAUUAUGUUACGAAGACUAUACGACCUAUGCUGAAAAACACAGACAAGAACUAUUAAAGGCAUUAUUAUACAUAAAAGAAAAUCUCCCGCGGACAAUUGUUAAUUUAGUUCUAAGUCCCAGUAAGUGAAAUUUAAUGUUACGAUUCGAAUGGAUGUUAUUAAUAAGGUGUAAUAUGCGCAUUUAUAUCACAACUACAUAUACUUAUAGUCUUAUAAUAAUUACACCUACAGACACACGCUGAUUAACAGAUUUGUUCAAAAAUGUAUUUUAAAAUAUCUAGAUAAAGGUAAAUUAACGGAAAUUUUUAACUGCAAAUUAAAAAAGUUAUUUUGUAUAUUAUCUAUCAUAAAGACAAAAAAUAUUCGAUUAAAAUUGUACACGAUCGUUAUAUUUUUUGAUCGUGUUUCAAUAAACAUAAGUACCUAAUAUGAAUAAUUAGUAUUUUAAAAUUGUAUUAUAAGUUCAAAAAACAAACGGACAUACUUCGUACAAUGUGUGGGCCACUGUUAUAGGUGAAAAGUUGGAAAGGUAGAGAGGAAAUCUAAAGAUUAAUCAUUGAUAACGAAAAACGAUUCUGAGCUGAGUUCAGUUAUACAUGUUUUGAAAAAUGAUAAAAUUAAAAAAAAAUUGAUGAGCUAUUAACAGACAUUUUAAUUUUGCGAAUUUUGUACGUGAUUUUUAUUUGGUAGGUACUUUGUGGAUACAGUUUUUAGACUAAACAGAAAUGCUUAAAAAUUUAGCAAGAGGUUCAUAAUAAAUUAUAAAAAAGUGUGAAAUGUACUUUUUUUUUUUUAAAUAUUACUUUUUAACGUAGUUGUAUAUGAAAUAAACGAAUAUAAUCUAAAUACUGUUUAUAACCUGUUUUAGACUUAGAAAUAAUAGUCAAUUUUACAAACCUACCGCCGAUUUGUAUUUUAAUUAAUAUCAUGGAAUGUCCGUGUCUGUUCGCCACGCAAUACAAACAUCGUUUAUCAGACUAUAUCGAUGUGAUGAACAAAUUUCAAGACGUCGAAAAAGAAAUCGUAAGUCUUCUAGUUUGGACACCAACUAACACGGUGCCCAUUUUAAUUUCCAUGAUGAGGGGGGGGUGUACAUUUAAAAGCUAGUUUACCUAAAAUGUAAUAUUUUCUACAGUUAAACCUGUCUUAUAAUUAUAAGUAUAUAUAAUAUUAUGUUCAAUAUUCAUACGAAUUUGAUUUUAAUAUCCUUCUAUGUGUUAAAAAAAAAUUACCAAGUAUACAACUGGAAUAUCUAAAGUAAAUGAUUAAUGUUUUUUGAUUAAAUAACGGAUAUUUAAGUUACUAUGAAACAACAAAUUAUAUUAAAUUGGUUUUUAUUAGAUAUUUUCAAAAUGGCCACUUUCAAUCGAUUUUAAUUUUAAAUAAUGUCAGCAUAUUAGUAUUGCUAGUUGGCCUUUUUUUUUUUUUUCUAUCAUCUUUUUUUCUCUAUCAUAAAUACCGAUUGAAUUAUAUAAACAUGUUGCAGUUCUCUAGUGUUUUGUGCAUAUAGCGUUUUGGAAAAGUGGCAUUUUUCGAUUUUAAAUAUAUUAUGAAUACAUUUGAUUACGCCUUGCUCUAGUUACAGUUUUUUUUUUUUUUUUGUGUGGGUCUGUAGUAACUUUUGAAAUAUCAAUCAAUAUAAUAUGGCCGAAAACAAUAUUAUUACGCUCCUAUAAAGAAGACCGUAUUAAUAAGAGGACGGUAUACAUACACUUAUUAUACGUAUUAUGAACGCGCGACAUACCAAAAUGUUCAUUCAUCAGAAUCAUUUUCGUGCUUUUAGUUUUAACAUUAGAGUAAAUUAACAUCCAUUAAACUUAAUGACAACAAUAAUAUCUGCUUUUGUACUUUAAGUUUUUUUCUAAUAUUGUAAUUUUUAAGCGAGAUAUAAGUAUUUUUAAACUGUGAUAUUUUACACACUAUAGCAUCUCGCUUAAAAAUUUAAAUUACAAAACAAAUGCAUAAUGAAACGUUCUCUAAAAAUGAGAAAUAAUCAUUGAUUAACGACGAUGACGAUAUUCUAUGUUAAAUAAACGUGUUCUAAAUAUGUUCUAAAUUUUACAACCAUAUUGUGUCUUGUCCGCCGCCGAAAAGUUAAAAAUAUUUAUGGCACAUCGAAUCAGUAUAAUAUUAUUGCGUGUAUAUAAUAGAUCAAAUAACCAAAUAUUUAUUUGUAUACGUAAGUAACACUUAUUUUUUCAGGUAGAGCACGAAGAACUGAAAAACAAAGAUGACUUUACGGUGGUUCUCCAGACAUUCACGGAGCGCUUGAUAUUUCCGAAAAAUCGCCAAAACACCACGGAUGUGUCGUACUUGUCGACCGACUGUUUUCAUUUUAGCCAGAAAGGUUACGCUAGAGGUAAGAACAAUGUAACCGCGUAAUAAAAACCGUGUACAAUUUUUAUUUUGAAUUAACAACUUAUUUUCGUACGCUCGAAAUAAAUUAAGUCAUAAACUACUCAUCUAUGUACACACACGAAUUGCCAUCUUCACUGCUGAUGAUUUUAUUUUAUGUUUGAAAUAGAUAAAACGUUCUGGUUUUUAGAUAAAAAAUCGUACGUGUAUACAUAGCAUAGUUUAUGAGUUAAUUCCAUGCCCGUUGUUACGAAUACGAAACAGUAAUAGACACCGGAUGAAAAAUGAAAUUUAAUUGAAGAGUUAAUCAUUUGUGAUUUUUUUUUUUUUACAACACUCUUCCAGCCGCAAAUGCGUUGUGGAACAACAUGAUGGAACCGGUUGGAAACAAAUCAACCAACUGGUCCAAAGAAUUCGAUCGGUUUGUUUGUCCGACAGACGAAUCUCCGUACAUCCGCACGUGGAAAAACAGUAUACUAUAAUAUAACGUCGAUCGGUUUUAAGUAUUUUUUUCAACCAGAAUGUAUUAUUUGUUUUAAUAUUCGUCCGAAACGGCUUGCCAUAUAAAUAUUCAUAUGUCAAUUAAGAUUACGAUAAUGAUAACGAUAUGUGAUAAUAAUUAUAGUUUAGGUAUAUAAAAUUAUAUAGGUUAGGUUAUAAGGUUUACGAUUUGUUUACGUGAUUUUAUUGUGAUUUAUUUUGUUAUGACUGUAUAAAGACAUGUAUUUACGAAAUUACCGAUAGCUAAUGCUACUGCCGAUUCUGGAGCGCGUAAAAACUCGGAAUAUACAAGUCUGGACCGAUAUCAGAUUUGUUCUUGCCGUAUUUUUACGAAUAUCGAAAUUUGAACCGUAAAUCUAAAAAGUGGAAUUUAUUGUCAUCCAAUUACACUUGACUAACUACCCUGUGACGGCGUGAUUUUGUCAUAGGUAAUAAAGAUAUGCUAUCCUUGUCAGUGUUCCAAGAUUGAUUCAUAAAAUGAGGCGUUUUUUUUUCUUCUUUCAUAGCUUUUAUCAAUGGUUAUAACUGAUAAAUCGCCUCAUCAAUUUCCUCCCCUUUUAUUGUCCCUCCAGAAACACCGUUCAACAUACAAUUGUUAUAUACAAGCGGCCUACUCAUUUAUUUAUUAUCUAUGGGUUUCGCAUAAUAAAUCUAAAGUUAUUUUCGAUCAAAUUCCGGCAUGAUUAUGCGAAGCUCGGGGGUGAUGGAAUGUCCGCACAUCAAGCUUUAAACAUUUUAACAUCCAGAUGUGUACAUUCCAGGUUUUUAUGUGUAAGUAUACCCGUAUACAACAUGCCAUUUUAGCGCGAUUUGAUCGCUCUUAUUAUUCGCUCCUCAUCGUUCAAUAGUUUCUGCGACCUAGUAACUACGUAAAUUAAACCAUCCAUUGAAAUACAACCAAGCGUUCACGAUUUUCGGUCGCCAAACAUAACAUUCAUUAUAAAACCGACAAUGAGUGAGCAAUACAGUUUGAUAAUCCGUGAAUAUUUCUUACAAGCGAACAAUUUGGACGACCCGAUCUCUUUCGUUUGCGUCGCGAAAACAAGCCGCAUAACUUUUAUUGUCGUGUAUUAGAAUUAAAUACUGUGUAAAUUAGUCAUUACUGCAGAACUGUAUAUAGUAAAUAAAAACAUUUUAUUAUUUUAAGUACUGAAUUUGCCAAUAAAAAAAUCAAAAUUAAAAAAUAUAUCAUUUUUUCAUCGUUUCGAAAUUAUAAACUAUAAUAUAUUAUAAUAUAUAUUUUUGUUCUAAUAAUUUCAAAAUUGCACCGUUUGGUUUUAGUUUUUAAUUUUAGCUUUAAUAUCUAAACUGUUAAAUAUGUUCAUAUUUUAUACCCUAAUUUUUUGUCUCC
Cinara cedri is the source of this 12690-nucleotide messenger RNA. The record is from the annotation of a GenBank genome assembly. Lineage: Eukaryota; Metazoa; Arthropoda; Insecta; Hemiptera; Aphididae.